AUGAAACUGUUCGUAGCUAUCCUGGCUCUGGCCGUGGCCUCGGCCUCCGGUGCCGCCAUGCCCCGCUCGUCGGCCGCCCCCAUGAAGGCUGUCCACACCAAGGACAUGCAGGGUCGUAUUACCAACGGCUACCCAGCUGAGGAGGGCAAGGCCCCCUACACCGUGGGACUUGGAUUCAGCGGAGGCUGGUGGUGCGGUGGCUCCAUCAUCUCCAACACCUGGGUCCUGACUGCUGAGCACUGCAUCGGAGAUGCCGCCUCCGUGACUGUAUACUUCGGAGCCACCUGGCGCACUAACGCCCAGUACACCCACUGGGUUGGCAAUGGUGACUUCAUCAAGCACGGAUCCGCUGACAUCGCUCUGAUCCGUAUCCCUCACGUCGACUUCUGGCACAUGGUCAACAAGGUGGAGCUCCCCAGCUACAACGAUCGCUACAACGACUACAACGAGUGGUGGGCCGUGGCCUGCGGAUGGGGCGGCACCUAUGACGGUUCUCCUCUGCCCGACUACAUGCAGUGCGUCGACCUCCAGAUCAUGCACAACUCCGAGUGUGUUGGAUAUUACGGCAGCGGCACCGUUGGUGAUAACAUCAUCUGUGUAAGGACCCCCGAUGGCAAGUCCACUUGCGGUGGCGACUCCGGCGGCCCCCUGGUCACACACGACGGUACCAAGCUUGUGGGUGUUACUAACUUCGGCUCCACUGCCGGCUGCCAAUCGGGUGCUCCUGCUGGCUUCCAGCGUGUGACCUACCACCUGGACUGGAUCCGCGACCACACCGGUAUUGCAUACUAAUAAACGAAAUAAAGAUUUAUAAAGAUUUUUAAAAAGCAA
Molecule: messenger RNA, 831 nt
Organism: Drosophila bipectinata
Lineage: Eukaryota; Metazoa; Arthropoda; Insecta; Diptera; Drosophilidae
Gene: Jon66Cii
Product: Jonah 66Cii
Biological process (GO): proteolysis
Molecular function (GO): serine-type endopeptidase activity
Source: RefSeq, a predicted model, not a curated record